AUGGCAUCGUUUGGCAAUAAUACAAAAAUAUUAAGCUAUUCGUAUCCGUUUGCGGAUUUGGCGGAUGAGAGGACGCGAAAUUGGCCACUGGUUGAGUCGCCCUGGAAUGUUCCCGCUCUUCUGGGCCUCUAUCUAAUGAUGGUCUACUACGGACCCAAAUGGACAGCCAGGUACAAGCCGCUGCAGCUGCGACUGCCUCUGUUCUGCCACAGCUUAGCCAUGGCCUGCCUGAAUGCCUAUAUCUGUGUGGAACUCUUCACGGCGACGCGGGCCCUCGACUAUAGCUUCAGCUGCCAGCCGUGUCGGGUGAACCAUAGCCCGAAUGAAAUGCGGAUAGCCGCGGCUUUUUGGUGGUUCUACAUCUCGAAAAUACUGGAAUUCGCCGACACGGCUUUCUUCAUCCUGCGUCACAAGUGGAGCCAACUGAGCUUCCUUCAUGUUUAUCACCACAGCACCAUGUUUGCCUUCUGCUGGAUCUUCAUCAAGUGGUUGCCGACGGGUUCAACUUAUGUACCAUCUUUGAUAAACUCCUUCGUCCACGUCAUAAUGUACAGCUAUUACGCGCUGAGUGUCCUGGGUCCUCGUAUCCAGAAGUUCCUCUGGUGGAAACGCUACUUAACUGGCCUCCAGCUGCUGCAGUUUACCAUAGUCUUGAUGUGGGCUUCCCAAAUGGCUUUCCGGGGCUGUGACUACGGAUCCUGGCUAACGCCACUUGGAGCUGCAUAUAUGGUACCUUUCCUAUUUAUGUUCGGAAGAUUCUAUGUCCAAAAGUACAGGAUAUCAACAGUUGCCAAGAAAGCAAAGUAAAUCAAAUUAAUAUUGCUAACAGU
Molecule: messenger RNA, 830 nt
Organism: Drosophila takahashii
Lineage: Eukaryota; Metazoa; Arthropoda; Insecta; Diptera; Drosophilidae
Product: very long chain fatty acid elongase 4
Biological process (GO): fatty acid elongation, polyunsaturated fatty acid; fatty acid elongation, monounsaturated fatty acid; fatty acid elongation, saturated fatty acid
Cellular component (GO): endoplasmic reticulum membrane
Molecular function (GO): fatty acid elongase activity
Source: RefSeq, a predicted model, not a curated record